CGAUACAAUAAGUUGAAAUUAACGGGAAAACCUUCCGGUUGUUUAAAUUUAUUUUCGUAUUCGGGCCGCCAACUUUGUGUUUGUAAUAUUUACACACGCGUCUUGUCGUUCUAAUCGUGUCUCGUUACCUGUUAAAGUGGAAUUGUGAAGUAGCCACUAGCCAGCCCAGUUAGCCCCUUUAAAGGCGAGAUAGUAACAACGGAAUGGCGGCGGUGAGGAGAGAGAAUGACAUAGAAGAGUAUCUGGGCCAGAACCCGCAGGUUGCCCAGUGGAUCGACACUUUCAGGGGUUAUUGUGAGAGCAGUAAACAGUGGCGUGCUCGGAGAGAGUUCAUCCUGAGAAACAUGGAGGCAUGCCCUGCAGUGAUAGUACCAGGCGUCUCCGACACCAAUGUGGACAGGCUGCUGUCCCUGUCUAUGGUCUGGGCCAACCAUGUGUUCCUGGGCUGCAGCUAUCCGCAGGCCGUCAUGGACAAGAUUAAAGGAAUGGGGGAUGGAAUCGUUGUUGGAGACCCCCCGGUUCAUAAAACAAGAAACGAAGUCAUGGCCAAAGGAAAAUGGAGUUCUCCAUCAGGUGGCGGCGAGGACGGCUGCGCAAAACGACCCCGAUACGGCCCUAACGAGGCCGAGAGUCGACCCGCCGGGAGAGCGUCCACGCGUCCCACGAGUCAGAAAACCGGCCCUCUCCCCCAGGCUCCGGCGGAGCACCAGCCGUUCUUCAACCGCCUCUACAAGGCCGUGGCGUGGAAGUUAGUCUCGGCGGGGGGUUUCGGUCCCAACCUGGACCACUUUGAAAUACUCCGAAGCUGCGUGGAGUCGUGCAAGCAGACGCUGACCUGCGUCUUUGUGCCGCUGAAGGACAUCACCGGACUCCCCGCCGGUCGCACGCAGAAGGAAGGCCACGUGUGCGAAAUCCGUUGCCAGUCCGUGUACAUGGGGACGGGCUACGGGCGCGACGAGGCCGCUGCCCGUUCCAUGGCUUCCAAGGAAGCGCUCAAAGUGUUCCAGGGAAGAAAAGUGACGGUAAAGAUAGCCAGGCGGAGGUACAAAGGGAAGGAUGUGGAGGAUUUAAUGCUGCUGGACGAGCAGCCUCGGAAUCAGGGCUUCCCCCCCGCACUCACGUACCCUUUCCAGGAGGACCACACUGGGGACGCUUUCUUCUAAACUGGAAACACUGGUCUUGUUGGACGUGCUUGUUAGCUUCUACUGAAUGCGGCGGCUCGGGAAUCAUAGAGUACAUGAUCGCAUUUUUAGUUGUGUGCACUUUUUUUUUUUCCCAUUCCCUGAGAAUUCCCGAAUGUUUUUGAUCCCAAAUUAACAUUCGCUCUCUUUAAGUUACCAGGGAAACAAAGACUCUUUGACCAAUACAUGAGGUCGUGCUGUAACUGGAUUCUGUUGACCAAACCAUAAACAGGCUUCUCACUAGCCCGCGGUGUGUUCACGGUCCUGUAAAAAUCCCAGUUAUUUUCUUUAUUUAAUCAAUAUUUGAUUUAUUUUAUUUAAAAAAAAAUACUUAAAAAAAAAACAAAACAUCAGGGCAGUGAAGUCUUGAAAUUGCCAAGCUUAUAUUAAGUGUGUUGUCGUGGCAACAAUACAAACUUUUUCCCAGGGCGGGUUACCUUGAAACAACGACAUAAAAACAAAUAGGAUUAAUACUUUCUACGGAGUCAUUGUUGCUAUAUUGAUGCUUCAACUGGCAUAGCAUAGCAUAGCAUAGCAUAGCAUACAUGCAAGUUUUUUUUCUACUACACGGUAUAGUGAUGUCAUUAUACUGUAAUACUGCAAAGAGUUUGCGUCGCUUCGGAUUAGACCAGCCAUGGAAAGCUUUGAUUAGAUGUCACGGCGGAUGAGAUCACUCAUUAUUAUUAUUUUUUUUAAAUUUUUUUGGACUGAGUCGAGUUCCCGUUUGAGCCAUUUAAGUAAGAUUUGUUGAGAAAAAUAAGUUGUCUGAGUUGAAGUUAAACAGGGUUGUAUUAAAAACAUGAAUAUUCUCACUCUUCUUUGUGACUGUAAGUUGACAGCAGUGGUUUGUAUGUUUUCUUUUUGAAUUAAAAAAAAAAAAAAACUUUUUUCUUCUUCGUCCAAGUUCAGUUCUGGUCAGAUUUCAGUGAUAAUGAACGAGAAAAAAAAAGCACAUAAUCUAAAAACACAAAAAAGGUAGCACAAACCCACACUCUAAAAAGUAAUUCAGAGUAUCUGUUGACACCACUUGAUUUAAUACAUUAAUGCAAUGUAAAAAAUGUAAUUAAUUGAUUUAGAUAAACUUUCUA
Molecule: messenger RNA, 2269 nt
Organism: Doryrhamphus excisus (bluestripe pipefish)
Lineage: Eukaryota; Metazoa; Chordata; Actinopteri; Syngnathiformes; Syngnathidae
Gene: cdkn2aip
Product: CDKN2A interacting protein
Cellular component (GO): nucleoplasm; nucleolus
Source: RefSeq, a predicted model, not a curated record